Messenger RNA from Durio zibethinus, 3229 nucleotides. RefSeq names its product U3 ribonucleoprotein (Utp) family protein. Lineage: Eukaryota; Viridiplantae; Streptophyta; Magnoliopsida; Malvales; Malvaceae. Gene Ontology annotation, cellular component: small-subunit processome; nucleolus. The record is from RefSeq and is a predicted model, not a curated record. Gene Ontology annotation, biological process: rRNA processing.
CCUAAUCGGAAGUUCACCUGCAUACGUUCGAGAGAGGGUCGGGUCAAGUUGUUUAGCCUCCAAAUUCUUAAAUCAUAGUAAAUCUCUCUGCUCUUUCACUGAGAAACCCCCAUUUUUUUUCGCCGCUCGAAACAAAGCGCUACCACUACCAACACCACAACCUCUGCUUAGCAAUGGCAGAUAAGAAGCGGAAAGAGAGAGCCGGAGGCGGCGGAUCCAGAACUAACAAAAAGUUAGAAAAGAAUUCGAACUCCAAAGGCCUAACCAAGAAUAAUAAGAAUAAAACCGACAUGAGAAAGAAGAGAACAGGUCCCCAUUUGCCUUCUGCGCUGCGAACGGAGCUCGACCGUCUGAACAAUAGAAUCUCAUCCAACAGCGAUGACGAAAUUGAUUCGGAUGUUGGAAACGAUGUUUAUGAGUACGAAGAAGAAGUUCCCCAAGAAGAGUCCCGGAAAAAUCGUCGUUUCGACCCUGUUGAGAACUAUGAAUACGAGCUUCCUGAGGAUUUUGAGGAUGAAGAUGUGUCAUCGGAUGAUGAUGUUGACAACGACAACUUUGAUGAUGGUGGAAAUAAGGGGACUCAAAAUGAAGAUGUUGAUGGCAGUGAUGGGGUUGAAGAGGAAGAUGAUGAAAGGCACUUGAGGAUGUUGCAAGGAAUCACUGGAAUGUCAAGUGAUGCCUUUGAACGCAAGAAAAAGAAAAAUAAUGUGGUUAUAUCUGAGGCACAUCCUGAGUCAGAAUAUAAUCCUACUCGUGAUGUUCUUGAGGGUGAUGGCCACAUUACAGUUCAAGAUCUUUUGGGCCCUAUUCAAGGAAAACCAGGAUAUAGCAAACUUAGAAAAAGAGUCCAACACAUGGACAGAAAGUCUACAUCUAUUCAAGCUCCACUUCCAAAGGCAGAUAGAGAGAAGUUGGAGAGGAUGGCGGUGUAUGAACAUUCAAAGAAAGAUAUUACCAAGUGGGAACAUCUCGUCAAAAGGAAUAGAGAAGCUCCUACUAUUUUUUUUGGUGAAGAUGUAGAUUUGGGAUUUUCAACUGUGGGGGCGAUAGCUUCUGAAUUUGAGCCUAGAUCUGAGUUUGAGAAGAAAAUUGCUACAUUGGUUUAUGAUGAAAAAGUUAUGGAAGCUCACAAAGCAGAUGGUUCCAAGCUUCUGGAAUUAAACAAGAUAUCUGCGGAAGAUUACAUGAAGCACCGGGCUCAUAUCGCCAAAAUGCGCAGUCUUCUUUUUCAUCAUGAAAUGAAGAGGAAACGCAUCAAAAAGAUCAAGUCCAAAACCUAUCAUCGUUUAAAAAAUAAGGAUAAAGCAAAAGCAGCAUCUGUGGAAAUGCUGAUGGAUCCAGAGGCAGCCAAAGAGCAGGCUAGGAAGCAAGAGUUCAAACGGGCUGAGGAGCGAAUGACUUUGAAGCACAAAAAUAAGUCAAAGUGGGCAAGGCGUAUUUUAGAGCGUGGUUUGAAUACCCAGGAUGAAGGUACUCGAGCAGCUAUGGCUGAACAGCUUAACCAUCAUGCUCUUUUGACAAGAAAAAUUAACACUGUUAAGGGCAGUAGUAGCAGCAGCAGCAGUGAUAGCAGUAGUGAUGAGGAUGAGGAGGGUUCAGACCAGGAUAGGGCAUCUGAGUUGCUAGAAAGAGCAAAAGAGAAGACACUGAAAGUAUUAGAAGAUGAUGAGGAAAUGUCAAACUCUGGAGUUCUUUCUUUACCUUUCAUGGUUCGUGGAAUGAAGAAAAGAAGGGAAGUAGCGAUUGAUGAAGCUAAGCUUGCUCUUCAGGAGUAUGAGCAAUUGGAGGGUACAGAUGGUGCUGUAAAUUCUAAAUCAGCCACUGCAAGUGGUAGAAGGGUCUUCGGUAUGACUAAAAAUGAAGAUCCAGAAUCUAACAAUAAGACCAAAACUGAUAACAACAAUAAUAAGAUGAAAAUGGAUAAUUAUUAUGGUAAUAGUGAUAGUGAAGAUGAUUUGGAAGCCAAAGAGAAUCUUAACAUUGAGGGUGGCAGAAAAAAUGAUGUUGACUCUAAUUCUGUUAAAGAAGCUGCUGAUGUUCAUCAGGACUCUGUAUUCAAGAAUUUUGAUGACAUUGUUAGAGACCCAGGUUCAAAAUCAACAUAUGAAGUUGCUAUUUUCGCCUCAGACUCAUGGAGAAAGAUGAAAAGUGGGAACGGAGUGGAUACAAAUGUCAAAAAGUCACAAGACGUCAAGGAACCUAUUGUGCAUGAUCAAGACUUGGAGGAGGGAGAAGAGGAAAGUGAUUCAGAUAGUGAAGGACAAAUGAUGGAUGGGGUUUUGUCCUCUGGCCCCAAAGAAUCAUAUAAACUCCCUUCUCAAUCAGAACUCAUUCGACAUGCUUUUGCUGGUGAUGAUGUAGAGGAAGAAUUUGAGAAGGAUAAACAGGAGAUCUUGAAUGAGGAGAACCCUGAACCUGAUAAACCUGUUUUGCUCCCUGGUUGGGGUCAAUGGACUCAUGUGCAGCAAAAAGAAGGUUUGCCUUCAUGGAUGCUUAAAGCACAUGACGAUGCAAAGCGGAAGAGGGAAGAAAUUCUUAAGAAAAGGAAGGAUGCACAUCUCAAACAUGUCAUUAUCUCUGAAAAGUUGGAUAAAAAAGCUGAGAAAUUGCAAACAAAAACUUUGCCCUACCCUUUCACAUCCAAGGAGCUUUUUGAGCAGAGUAUGCGCAUGCCAAUUGGAUCUGAAUCAAACCCAGAGACAGCAAUCAGAGCUCUUAAUCGGCCAGAAGUGGUGAAGAAACCUGGUGUAAUUAUAAAACCAAUCAAAUUUGAGGAGGUGCAUGGGCAUGAAAAAUCAGAGGAUCACAAACGGAGUGGGCAAAAACGAAAGACAAAUAGAAUUAAAGGUGCUGUUGGCAAGAACAAGAAACAAUAAAGAUAACUAAUUCUCAUGCUUUCCAAAAAUGCUUUUUUGGUCCAGAAAGAUUGAUGUUUGAAGGAUAAAGAAUGAAGAGUUCUUUUCUGUUAUUUGUAAUUGGCGGAGCUUAGUUCCUAAGCUUGUAAAGCUAGAGCUUAAGUGAUUUGAGAUGGGCGGGAGUCAGAAUUUGCUAGGUUUUGAUUUAGUUUUUGAAGGGUGCGGUGCUAAAUUUUGUUCAAGUUAUUGUUUCUAAUCCACAAAAUGUUAGUGGUGUAAACAAACAUAGCAAUUUUUUUUCCAGGCAAAAAGAUAAAUUAUUAAUUAAUGAAGUGCAGUACAUUAGAGGAAUUUAAACCAUAUAUUUUCCUCCU